GUCGUAAAGGCUAAAUAACCACGGUUGGAUUGCCCCUGCUCAUAUCGCGGUUACCCAUCGAAAGCUCUGUGAUAAAAAAGACUCGGCAAAGGGAAGCUUCCAACACGGAUCGAAUAGAAUAAUGCAGGCUUUUUACUUGGGCGGCUGGAAGACAACUCAUUUCUCUUGACUAUGAUUCUUCCUUUCGGCCAAGGUCUGUGAGAUCGAGAUAAUAGGGAAAUCCUAAGACACACUCACUCACUGCAUCCAAUUCAUCACAGAGGUACCUAACGAUUUGCAUCCUCAUGGCGGAAAUGUUGAAAUCCGUUGCAGUAACGCUGGUCCUCUGUAGCCUUGUGCCCUGCGCGUGGGGACUGGCGUGCUGGGACACCUGCGGUAACCUGCAAGUAAAGUAUCCCUUCGGCACGGGCCCCGGCUGCGGAGAUCCGAGAUUCCAAAGCUCGGUAAGCUGUGUAAACCAGAAGCUUAUGUUUACUUCUCACUCUGGCUCAUACCUCAUAGUUUCCAUUGAUUAUACAAAUACUGUAAUCUAUGUGGCCGAUCCGCGAAUGUCGACCUGCAUGGAAAUGCAGCAGAGCGGCAGCUUCGGUCUGGACUGGACGGCCCCCUUUAAGCUCAAAAACGAUGUAUUUGUGCUGCUCAAUUGUAGCGCCUCUUCCUCGCUCUAUAACCCUCAAAGCUUCCUCUGCGACACCGGCAGCGCUCAUAUUUGCACCAGCCUUUACACUUGCCCUGGUGUGCAGGGCCUGGGAAUCCCUCAGUUCUCCCCUAUUACUUCCUGCUGUGUUUACACGCCUGUAAAUCUCGGAUCUGCCAAUGAGGUUAACCUUGCCAAGCUAGGGUGCGAAUCUUAUACCAGUAUUUACAAUUUCGGAGACGAUACCACGGAUCCCCUGCGCUGGAGAUAUGGCAUCAAGCUCCAGUAUAAUUAUAACCUCGAUAAUAAUAAUUUCCCCUCUGCCUGUGCUGAUUGCGAGAAGAGCAAUGGCAUUUGCGGAUUCACCAGUCCUUAUAAUUCUUUUGUUUGCGUCUGCAAGAAUGGGGUUAAUACGACCACCGAUUGUUACGGUCAAGUUAGCUACUUUAGCAGAGGCACCAGUAAUGGAUCUGCAGCGACUGCGCUUUGGCUUACAGGAUUCGUGCUCGCAAUCCCAAGCAUUUGGCGUUUUGUGCUGCAAUUUCUUUAGGACCGGAUGAAAUCACAGUUCCUGCACGUGAUUUACUGUGUAGCCUUGUUUGUUUAUUGGAAUUUGGAAACCAGUUGAAAUCAAAGUUGUUAAAUAUAAAUCUGCAGCAGUAUGUGAUCCAAAGUGGAGAGCGACUGCUCAAUCUACUCUCACUGUAGCUUUCAUGCAAAUUCUUUUUGUCAAAUAUUUAAUUGAAAUCCGAAAAAGGGAUCAUUUGUUAAAA
Cryptomeria japonica (Japanese cedar) is the source of this 1410-nucleotide messenger RNA. Its product is annotated as wall-associated receptor kinase-like 20. The transcript has 3 exons. Bases 285 to 1187 code for a protein of 300 amino acids. The record is from RefSeq and is a predicted model, not a curated record. Gene Ontology annotation, molecular function: polysaccharide binding. Lineage: Eukaryota; Viridiplantae; Streptophyta; Pinopsida; Cupressales; Cupressaceae.